Bipolaris sorokiniana ND90Pr is the source of this 2175-nucleotide messenger RNA. RefSeq lists its product as uncharacterized. Gene Ontology annotation, biological process: unsaturated fatty acid biosynthetic process. The record is from RefSeq and is a predicted model, not a curated record. Gene Ontology annotation, cellular component: endoplasmic reticulum membrane. The transcript has 2 exons. Gene Ontology annotation, molecular function: heme binding; iron ion binding; stearoyl-CoA 9-desaturase activity. Lineage: Eukaryota; Fungi; Ascomycota; Dothideomycetes; Pleosporales; Pleosporaceae. The coding region runs from base 452 to 1894 and encodes 480 amino acids.
GCGCGGAGUCCCGAAAUUUUCUCGCCCCGGGACCCUGCCGCCGCCAGGGUGAGAGGCAGUACUAACACGUUUCGGGCCAUAAAUUACGUUACGGCAAAAAAGGGCCCUUUGGCGGCGGCGACGCAGACGCGCUUGACAAUGCAGGUCCCAGUCUUUCGCUUACCUGCUCGCAAAGUGUUGGGAUAGACAAACUGCCCGCCGCCUUAUAUUAAUGUCGUCCUGCCCACCGCCACUUUUGCUCUCCCCCCUCCAUCCCAACUUUUGUUGCUCCUCCCUUCCGACUACCUUCUGCCUCGUCGUUGACUCGACUGUGGGUGAAGCUUUCCGUCGUUGCUCGAGCUCUCUUGCUCACCCCCGGAGCCCGGACAAUCUUUUUUUGAGUCGCUAGCCGUCUCCCCCCAUCACUUCAUUCGCUUUCCCUACACACCACCUUACCGCUACAUCUUUCAACAUGCCUUCUCACCAGCCUACUGCUGGCAUGAUGGCCGUCGACCCCGACUACGUCAAGCAGCCCUCCUCAAUGGCAAGCACCUCGGAGCCCAACCGCAACCCCAAGUACGACCCCAAGAAGCCACACAUCACCGAUACCCCCAUUACAAAGUCCAACUGGUACAAGCACGUCAACUGGCUCAACGUUACCUUCAUCAUCGGAGUCCCCAUCAGUGGCUGCAUCGCUGCCUUCUGGACACCGCUCAAGUGGCAGACUGCCCUCUGGGCCGUCAUCUACUACUUCUGGACCGGUCUCGGUAUCACGGCCGGCUAUCAUCGUCUCUGGGCACACAAGUCAUACAAUGCCAGCCUUCCUCUGAGCAUCUUCCUCGCUCUUGUUGGCGGCGGUGCUGUCGAGGGCUCCAUCCGCUGGUGGAGCCGCGACCACCGUGCCCACCACCGCUAUACCGACACCAACAAGGACCCCUACAGCGUACGCAAGGGACUUCUCUACAGCCACCUUGGCUGGAUGGUCAUGAAGCAGAACCCCAAGCGCAUUGGCCGUACCGACAUCACCGACCUUAACGAGGACCCUGUCGUUGUCUGGCAGCACAAGAACUACAUCAAGGUUGUCAUCUUCAUGGGCCUCAUCUUCCCCUCUGCUGUCGCUGGUCUCCUCUGGAACGACUGGAAGGGUGGCUUCAUCUACGCUGGCAUCCUCCGCAUCUUCUUCGUCCAGCAGGCCACCUUCUGUGUCAACUCACUCGCUCACUGGCUCGGCGACCAGCCCUUUGACGACCGCAACAGCCCCAGGGAUCACGUCAUCACUGCGCUUGUCACUCUCGGUGAGGGCUACCACAACUUCCACCACGAGUUCCCCUCCGACUACCGCAACGCUAUCGAGUGGCACCAGUAUGACCCCACCAAGUGGUCCAUCUGGCUGUGGAGCAAGCUCGGCCUCGCCUCCAACCUCAAGCAGUUCCGUGCCAACGAGAUCGAGAAGGGCCGUGUCCAGCAACUCCAGAAGAAGAUCGACCAGAAGCGCGCCAAGCUCGACUGGGGUGUUCCUCUUGAGCAGCUUCCUGUCAUCGAGUGGGACGACUACGUUGAGCAGGCUAAGAACGGCCGUGGUCUGAUCGCUGUCGCUGGUGUUGUUCACGAUGUUACUGAUUUCAUUAACGAGCAUCCCGGUGGCAAGACCCUGAUCAAGAGCGGCAUUGGCAAAGACGCUACUGCCAUGUUCAACGGUGGUGUCUACUUCCACUCCAACGCUGCCCACAACCUGCUCUCCACCAUGAGGGUCGGUGUCAUCCGUGGUGGAUGCGAGGUUGAGAUCUGGAAGCGUGCCCAGAAGGAGAACAAGGAGGUCAACAUCGUCAAGGACGAGCAAGGCAACCCAAUCAUCCGCGCUGGCAACCAAGUCACCAAGGUUGCUCAGCCUAUGCUCAGCGCCAGCGCGGCAUAGAAUGUUUCCUUUUUUCGAUUUUAGCGAUACUCUCGGCGUUUGGGGGGAAUGCCUUUCCACCUUUGAAGAAGUGGCAUAAUAAGUUUGUUCUUUUCCUUUCAUUCCUUUCGCUAUCGAGUAUCAGGGUAUGAUGCUCAAGUACCAUUAGACCGUGUAUGUUUAUAGCCUUUGAUAAGCAGUUUGCUUGGAAAAGUGAGCUUUACCGUCUAUAUAUUAAGACGUGAUGUUAUCAUCGACUUCACCCUUUAGAGCUAUGUGCAAUUAUGUACUGUGACUGCUGC